AUGGUCGGAGUUGGGGAAAUAAUGGCGGUUACUGAAGUUGGUUCUCAUGGCAGAGGUUCAGGAUGUUCAAAGUUUUUGCCUUGGGAAAACCCAUAUGCAUCCUUUUCUCCUACCCAACAGGCACAGGGGUAUCAGGCAAGAGGAGAUCAUCAUGGUAAUGUAUGCAUCAUCCCUGUGUCUACACAUGGAACAAAUCCUACAAGUGCUACUAUGUGUGGAAUGAAAAUCAUUAUCGUGGGAACUGACUCCAAAGGUAAUAUCAACAUUGAAGAGGUACGCAAGGCUCCAAAAGCAAACAAAGAGUAUCUAUCUGCUCUUAUGGUUACCUAUCUUUCUACUCAUGGAGUUUAUGAGGAGGGUAUUGAUGAGAUUUGCAAGAUUAUUCAUGACAAUGGAGGUCAAGUUUACAUGGAUGGAGCUAACAUGAAUGCACAGAUACAUAAACAUUACACUUCUUGUGUCGUUUUAAUGGAGCUAACAAUAUAG
Molecule: messenger RNA, 486 nt
Organism: Lactuca saligna
Lineage: Eukaryota; Viridiplantae; Streptophyta; Magnoliopsida; Asterales; Asteraceae
Source: the annotation of a GenBank genome assembly